GCGAAAACUCGAUGUUGACGUGAGUCUGAUUUUACAUUUGUAUAAUUGUUAGUAUUAAUAGAACUGUGAUUGUUUUCGGAUCUUAAAAAUCAAAUUGUGGAACAUUGAUUAAUCCAUUUUUAGUAAAAUAUUUAUUAUAUUCAUCAAACAUCAAACCGUUUUAAAUAUAUUAUUUCAUCGGUAUCGAAGCAUUCGUCACACUGAAAAAAUGGGGCCAACUUCAAUAAAUCGAGAAUAUUUUCUUACAAGACCGAAUGCUGAGGUUCUCAUUAAUUUGGUAAAUUAUUUAAAUGAUAACGAAAUUGAAGAAGAACAAUUAGAGGAUAAAAAUGUUCUGAGGACUAUAAUACGUGAUGGGAUGAAAAGAUAUAUGAACCAACCACCUCCGUCCAUGUACUUAGACACGUUUAAAAGUACAAUUAUUACUUUUACAACGGAUUAUUUAAAAACUGUAAAUUUAUAUCGCAUCAAUGACGCCGUACUUCUUGUGGGAUGCAUUGAUUAUAUUUUGUUUCCUGGAUUGGACGAUGAAGAACUGAGAAAAAUAUAUCAUUGUAGCCACGUAAAGGCGAAAAAGAUAUAUAAUAAAUUGCACGGUUUCCCAGAACAGAAAGAACAAAACGAUAAUAUAGUUAUAGCAGCUAGACAAUUUUUUGAAUGCCUAAUUUUUAUAAGAAAAAGUGAAUUUUUAAAAACAAUUCGAAAUUACUUGAGAGGCCUUGAGAUAGACUCUAACGAACUACAAUUUAUACGAACAAAAUCUAUUGAAGUAAUUGAAGAAAAGGCAGCUAACGUCAUUGCUCAACUACCAGUAGAUCGUNGGAUGACAUCGCUCGAUCCAAUUUUAAAUGAAAACGAGCCAAGAAAUAUUUUUAAUGCAGAUUUGUUCGUUGACGGAGUACAUGGAAAAUCCUUGAAAAUUGAUGAAAUUUUCAAUAUUUAG
This is a messenger RNA of Trichogramma pretiosum, 943 nucleotides long. RefSeq lists its product as uncharacterized. The transcript has 2 exons. NCBI's taxonomy places the organism in Eukaryota, Metazoa, Arthropoda, Insecta, Hymenoptera, Trichogrammatidae. The record is from RefSeq and is a predicted model, not a curated record. Bases 209 to 943 code for a protein of 244 amino acids.